Messenger RNA from Xyrichtys novacula (pearly razorfish), 823 nucleotides. Lineage: Eukaryota; Metazoa; Chordata; Actinopteri; Labriformes; Labridae. The record is from the annotation of a GenBank genome assembly.
AUGCCUCCCAGGUAUCUUCGGGACUACCGAACCGAACUUUACGGCCAGCCUCCUAAACAUUUUAGUCAAUGUGCAGAACCUGCUGCAGAAACCUCAGAGACUGUUUUAUUGAGACAAGAAGUGGCACAAUUAAAGAGCAUGAUGAAGGAUUUACACGAGAGAGUUGAACAGUAUGAACAUGGCUACUCAGAAGGAGAUUCUGAAGAGGAUUGUCACCCCCGAACAACUCAAUCAUCGCCAAACCAACCAGUAACUUCCGUCCCAGCCCCACAGUGUGAAAAGUCCAUGUCUGAACCCAACCUAACAGAAUCAGUACCUGCAUUGCCACCUGGAAAAAUGUCUCAGUCUGUUCAGACCCUUUUCCCAUAUGCUCCCACACUCUCUGCAGCACAAGGUGAACCUAAGAGACCUGCUCCUUUUCCACAAUUAAGAAAUGAGUCCCCAAUCCAAGUACCAUCAGGUUCACUUCCAUCAGCCUCCCUAACUAAUGUGCCAUUCCAGCAAGCUUAUUCCAACCCUGAGCCUCAAAGAUUCAUCCCCUCAGUGUCACGUCCGGGGCCUCUCAUACCCACAACUGCUAGUCUGCCUCCUACUGACCCUCCUUUUACCAGGCCAGUAAUCAACCCUCCUAUAACAUUAACAGCACAGCCUAUGCAAAUACCACUCAAUGUUAAUGUUACACAGCCAUCUUAUGGCCCUCAUAGCCAAAUACAAUCAACCCAGAGGCCUCCACUCCAGCCGUAUACCAUUCAUCCAACGCCUAUACCUCCACCUCAAGUCUCAACCAAUCCUCAGCCAUCUGCUCACCAUCCAAGUCCUGUAG